AUGACCCAGAAGAAGAAAUGGCCGCAUUUAAUUAAAUUAAUUAUUUUCGAUAAUGAUGGAACCAUACUUGAUACCGAGGGUAUCUACAGCUGGGCGAAUGAGCAAAUGGUCGGACAUGAACUCGAUGCCACUAUUAAUGCACAACUUGUAGGUAAGAACGCUCACGAUACUUGCAAAGCAAUCGUUGAUUAUUACAAUAUUAAUACAAAUCUAGAUAAUUUCAUCAGAAAACGUACAAAAUUAUUGGAAAAUUGCUGGAACAGUACAGUUAUGAUGCCAGGAGCUAAAAAACUGAUAACUAAAUUUUAUGAUAAGGGCAUUCCAAUGGCAAUCGCUACCUCAUCUCGUGCGAGCAACUUCAAGAAAAAGAUCCAAGCCCACAUGGAUGUUUAUAAUAUGAUCGGAUCAUAUGUGUGCGGAAAUGAAGUUAUCAAUGGAAAGCCUGCCCCAGAUAUUUAUCUUAAGGCUUGCGAAAAGUAUCCUGAAGUAGAUCCAAAGGAAGCCUUAGUAAUUGAAGAUUCACCAUAUGGAAUUAAGGCAGCCAACGAAGCAGGAAUGGCUUCGAUCUUGGUCACAAAUAAUACUCGUAAUUACCAGGAGACACUUAAGAAUCUUGGAGCAGUCCCAACUUAUACGAUGUCUUCAUUGGAAAUGUUUUCAUUUGAUUUGUUCACUUGGGAUGUUGAUAAUCUCAUUAUUUGA
Molecule: messenger RNA, 702 nt
Organism: Trichomonas vaginalis G3
Lineage: Eukaryota; Parabasalia; Trichomonadida; Trichomonadidae
Product: pseudouridine 5'-phosphatase protein
Exons: 1
Coding region: 1-702 (233 amino acids)
Molecular function (GO): phosphatase activity
Source: RefSeq, a predicted model, not a curated record